Messenger RNA from Salvelinus sp. IW2-2015, 1758 nucleotides. The record is from RefSeq and is a predicted model, not a curated record. Lineage: Eukaryota; Metazoa; Chordata; Actinopteri; Salmoniformes; Salmonidae.
AGGAGGACUACACCAUGCUGGCUCUGAUGACUUCUUCUACGUCGGCGGGAGUGCCCACACGGCUGACCUCCCUGGCUCCCCGGUCAGCAAUAACUUCAUGGGCUGUCUCAAAGACGUGGUCUACAAGAACAACGAGUUCAGGCUGGAGCUGUCUCGCCUGGCUGCAGAGCGGGACCCUCAGGUCAGUGUUCACGGUGACCUGACCUUCCGCUGUGAGGACGUGGCGGCCCUGGAGCCGGUCACCUUCGACACRCCCGCCGCCUACCUCACCCUGCCCARGUGGAAMACCAAGAAGACYGGCUCCAUCUCYUUUGACUUCCGCACUACGGAGCCCAGCGGCCUGCUGCUGUUCAGCCACGGUGACAGGCGUCUGCAGGGCCCAGACAGACAGCCGGAGAGGCAGCCCAGGGCCGACUACUUUGCUAUGGAGCUCCUGGAYGGCUUCCUCUACCUGCUGAUGGACAUGGGCUCUGGCAGCAUCAAGAUGAAAGCCAGCAACAAGAGGGUCAACGAUGGGGAGUGGUGCCACGUGGACUUCCAGAGGGAGGGGCGCAUGGGCCUGAUCUCAGUGAACAGCCGCGGCAUACCAUUCUCUGCUAACGAAGGCAGUGAGAUCUUAGACCUGGAGGGUGACAUGUACCUCGGGGGUCUGCCCGAGGCACGCCAGGGCYUCAUCCUCCCCCCAGAAGUCUGGACGGCCCCCCUCAACCUGGGCUACGUGGGCUGCAUGCGUGACCUGUUCAUGGAUGGGCGGAGCCGGGACCUGAGGAGACUGGCAGAGAUCCAGAGUGCCUCUGGAGUCAGCAGCUUCUGCACCAGGGAAACGCACAUCAGGUGUGGCAGAGACGUCUGUGCCAACGGUGGGCAGUGCCGCGAGGGCUGGAACCGUCAUGUGUGUGACUGCACCAGCACGGGCUACCUGGGCCCCAACUGUGAGAGCGAGGCCACGGUGCUGAGCUACGACGGCAGCAUGUACCUGAAGGUGACGCUGCCAGUCAGCAUGCACAYGGAGGCCGAGGACGUGGCGCUGCGCUUUAUGUCCCAGAGGGCCUUUGGGCUGCUUGUGGCCACUACCUCCCAGGACUCAGCUGACACCCUGCGUCUGGAGCUGGACGGGGGCCGGGUCAAACUCACCGUCAACCUGGAUUGUAUCAGGAUAGACUGUAACCUCAGUAAAGGCCCAGAGAUGCUGUUAGCAGGACAGAAGCUGAACGACAAUGAGUGGCAYUCAGUGAAGGUGGUGCGUCGCGGGAAGAACCUGCACCUCUCUGUGGACAACGUGACYGUGGAAGGCCAAAUGACCGGUGCCCACACUCGCCUGGAGUUCCACAACAUUGAGACGGGCAUCAUGACCGAGCGCCGCUUCAUCUCCGUGGUGCCAUCUAACUUCAUAGGGCACCUGCAGGCCCUCUCGUUCAAUGGCGUCCCCUACCUGGACCAGUGUAAGAACGGAGACAUCUCCUACUGCGAGCUCAACGCCCGCUUCGGCAUGCGCCGCAUCGUGGCUGACCCUGUGACCUUCCACAGUCGGGCUAGCUGCCUGGCCUUCUCCACCCUGCAGGCCUACGCCUCCAUGCAYCUCUUCUUCCAGUUCAAGACCACCAGCCUCGACGGCCUGCUGCUCUUCAACUCUGGAGACGGCAGUGACUUCAUCGUUGUGGAGCUGGUCAAAGGGUACAUUCAUUACGUGUUUGCCCUGGGCAACGGCCGUCGCUGAUGAAGGGCAACUCUGAGAAGCCACUCAACGACAAACAGUGG